Molecule: messenger RNA, 2548 nt
Organism: Alosa alosa (allis shad)
Lineage: Eukaryota; Metazoa; Chordata; Actinopteri; Clupeiformes; Clupeidae
Gene: haao
Product: 3-hydroxyanthranilate 3,4-dioxygenase
Exons: 10
Coding region: 178-1152 (324 amino acids)
Biological process (GO): 'de novo' NAD+ biosynthetic process from L-tryptophan; quinolinate metabolic process
Cellular component (GO): cytoplasm
Molecular function (GO): iron ion binding; 3-hydroxyanthranilate 3,4-dioxygenase activity
Source: RefSeq, a predicted model, not a curated record
CGGCUAGUUUGCCGUAUGCAUUUGCUAACCGUAUCUCCAGAGCAAACACGCAGUUCACAAUCACGAGCUUUCAAGUUCAAUAGAUCAGUCUAAAAGUUAACCCAACCUUCAGACCGCCCGCCCCCUUGAUGUUACAUAUUAUCUCGGUUCUGCAUUUUGGACCUAACAGUCAUAAACAUGAUAAGGGAAUUUCGUCAGUCCUGGAGUCUGCGGCUCAGGCGAAGAGGGAGGACAGCGCCUGACUUACUGAAACUCAUUACUUACCUUCUCAUAGGGUUUGUAGAAAUGGCUAACGAACCACUCUUCGUCAAUGUGAGCAAGUGGAUUUCGGAGAAUGAAAAUGCCUUCCUGCCGCCAGUGUGCAACAAACUCAUGCAUUUUCGCCAGCUGAACAUCAUGUUUGUGGGCGGUCCCAACACUAGGAAGGAUUAUCACAUUGAAGAAGGUGAAGAGCUCUUCUAUCAGAUCCAUGGGGACAUGUGUCUGAAAAUAGUGGAGAAUGGAAAGCACAAGGACAUCCACAUCCGUGAGGGAGAGAUGUUUCUGCUCCCCGCUCGGAUCCCGCACUCCCCACAGCGGCAGGCCAAAACAGUGGGUUUGGUGGUGGAGCGCAGGAGACUGCUAACUGAGAAAGAUGCCCUCAGGUACUAUGUGGACAACAGCACUGAGAUCCUGUGGGAACGCUGGUUCCACUGCAAGAACCUGGGAACCCAGCUGGUACCUGUCAUUAAAGAAUUUUUUGCUUCUGAGGAGCACCGCACUGGGAAGCCAAACCCAGCGGACCCACCUAAGAAAGCCCCCUUCCCCCUGAACACUGUAAGCGUGAUGGCACCAUUCCGCUUCAAGGACCGUGUGGAUGGUCUCGGUGCCGAUAUCGCCAGUGGCAAACCAGUGGACAUGUUUGGGCCGGAGUUCGAGACAGAGGUGCUGUUGCUUGGGCCAGGGGAGACCAACACCACCAAGCAUGAGACUGAUCGCUGGAUCUGGCAACUGGAGGGUUCCUCAGAGGUCACUCUCAACGGUGAAAAGUUCAACCUCACCAUGGGAGACAGUGUGCUGAUACCUGAGAAGAACGAAUAUCACUGGAAGAGAAGUAAGGACUGCAUUUCUUUGUUUGUUGCUCAAGACAAUGACCGUAAAAAACCCUUCUAAUCAGCCUCAGCCUUCUCCGGAUGUCUCUGUGUGUGUAAGUGAGUUUCCAAGAGAUAGACAUAGAACAAUAUGGGAUAUUGCAUUAGGUGUACAAUUGCUAAACUUACUUAUUCCUUAUUGUUAAACUUUAAUUUUUAAUCGAUCAUCGCAGGGUUUUUCUUGCAAGAUGGUACAACUUGUUUGCACAAUUGGUUCAAAGCUGACUCAGGCAGAUAGACACAUAUCAGGGUUAACAAUCUAGUGACAUUCUUAUGUGAGAUGUGGGCCUGAUGCACUUUAUGUUGCAAGCUCACUAUCAAUGCUAUCAUAGGCUUGUCAAUUACUUCACACAGGACUCGAUAACCACGAAAUCUCAGGUUUAUGUUUCAAAUAAUUUAACUGUUACCAUACUGGCAUACUACAUUCUCUUAAAGCACAAUGCUAUAGUGAAUAACUAAACUGCAUUCCACAGUGUGUAUAUUUUUUUGUAAUUGAUCAAUAAUGUGGGUAAAUAAUUAUUAUUAUAAUCCAAUCUCGGCAUCCUAUAUUUUAAUGAGAUAAAAUGGCUGGUGUUAUGCAGACGCUUUUAUCAAAGCAACAUGGUUGGACUGGUAACAGCGGGCUGGGAAUUCAAAUCCAGGGAGACCAGUUUGGGUCUUUUUUUGUAAUAUUUAGCAAGAAUGUAUUUUUACUUUGUAUCAACACAUGUAAUUUUUACUACUUAAUUAGUGCAAUGUAAAGUUAGCACAGGAACAGUGUAUGUUGUCCUAAAAUACGCUUCUUAUUAACAUUAUGAUAAAGUGUGCCUCUUUAUCUCAGGGAGGAAGAGGAUUAUAUGUAGAUGAGAAAGAUCAGGCCUCCUCAGAUUACAUUACAAACUAGACAGAAUAUAGACAUUGUAUAUGACUUUCAACUCUGCUAGACUGUGUGUUCACUGACUGAAAAGAAAUCAAUGAGGAAUGGUGGGUGAUUUGGCUGUUAGUUCUGGAAUUCCUGGAACUUCCAUGUAAACAUCUGUGUGUGUGUCUCUGUGUGUCUGUGUGAGAAAAUACAAACGGAAAAGAUAGCCUAACAGGGAAUGUAAAUGAUCGCGUGGGAUCUCCUUGCUGUCAACACUUCAUUGUUCAACCGAUUCCUAUCAGCCUCUGGAAGAUCAUUGAUAUAAUCAACUUGAUAGUCUUACUAAAAAUGUGUAAACAUGUGUCGUUGUGUUUGUAUCAGUAGAUUUCAGAAACAAUUUAAGACACAAACUUUAUGUUUUGCUUCAGAAUCUGCCAGACUUUACUCUCAUCCUGAACAUAUUGAUAACGCUCAAGUUCUCAGUUCUGUUUCUGUACAGUAAUGAAUGCUUCUGAAUUCUACCGCCUGGCUGAUUUAGUUGAAGUGACAAUGCAAUCAAUAAAAUCUGUGUUAGGUA